This is a messenger RNA of Theileria equi strain WA, 417 nucleotides long. RefSeq lists its product as hypothetical. Bases 1 to 417 code for a protein of 138 amino acids. Lineage: Eukaryota; Apicomplexa; Aconoidasida; Piroplasmida; Theileriidae. The transcript has a single exon. The record is from RefSeq and is a predicted model, not a curated record.
AUGGAUGGAAAGUGGAUAUCAUCUGGUGGCAAAUAUGCUACGAUUAAGAAUUUAAGGAUCCAUGUACCUUCCAAAUAUAACUUUGCUGAUAUUUCUUCAACUACUAAUGCUACAGAAUGCACUAUUUUCCAGGUAGAGUUAGUAGGCAUUACCACUAAACAUUUCUUUCCAAAGCCAGGUCAUGUCUCCAUCAAAGUAAAGGAUGGUGGUAAGGAACUAUGGACUCCUAUAAAUGCUUCGGAUGUUUGUCUCUUUUGUCUUGUUUAUAAGAAAGGUGACAAGGAACUACUUGAAGUAGCGGUUAUAGAGGCGUCCUUAAGGAAAUGGAAAUUCUUUGAAAGAGUAGAUGGAGGAUGGAAGAAUCUCACAGGGGACGAUCUCUUCAAGAAGCUUACUGACAUGAGUAAAUCUGAAUGA